AUCUUUGUUAGUGAGGGAUAUCAUAGCCAUAUACGUUUGGAAGGGAGCUUUUGGAAAGUUUUUGCGAAUAGCAAAAGGCUGCCAUCAGGACUUCAGUGUUACUAAGAUCAAUUCACAUGAAGUGUCUGGUUGUGCUGCAAGUGUAGUAUAUUAGGGAACAUUAAUUUCCCUUGAAUCCUUAAAUUCAAUCGAUUUCAGGGAACGAGAAAAAGGAAAGCAUAUCCAUUGAUCUCUAGUAUAUGCUUUUGGUCCAAGGAAUUUGGAAGGUUUCCAUUGCAUAAAGCUUUUGGGGAGGAUUUCCUAACCUCAUGGCCAGGGGAUCGGGCGAGCCCCCUCACAAGAUGGCCAAGCUGGACGUUCCACAGCCCACAAAUGUCAUCAUCCAGUUUCAGUCAGACGUUGGGGAGACAGUAGGGCCUCAGCUCGAUGUGCCUCACGAUGUCACCCCAAAGCAGCUGGAGACCCUCCUGAAUGGCCUGCUGAAGCAGGAAGAGAAGCUACCCUAUUCAUUCUUCGUCAAUGAGCAGCAGAUAUCAGAUGAGCUGGGCACACACCUGCUCAAAAACAAGGUGUCUGUGGAGACUGCACUGCGAGUGGUAUACCAGCCCCAAGCAGUGUUCAGGGUGCGGCCAAUUUCGAGAUGCACUGCCUCCAUGCCAGGCCACACAGAGGCGGUGCUUGCAGUGCAGUUCAGCCCGGAUGGCCGCCAGCUGGCGAGCGGCAGUGGUGACACAACGCUCCGGCUGUGGGACCUGGGCACACAGACGCCUCUGCGCACAUGCAAGGGCCACAGGAGUUGGGUGCUGUGUGUUAGCUGGUCGCCAGAUACACAGAUGAUUGUCACUGGAGGCAUGGAUGGAGCGCUGUGGCUAUGGGACCCAAAAUCCGGCAACCCCAUCGGCUGCUGUAAAGGGCACACAAAGUGGAUCACAGCUGUGGCAUGGGAGCCUGCGCACAUGGCCCUCCCCUGCCGGCGCUUUGUCAGCGGCUCAAAGGACACCACCGUCAAGGUGUGGGAUGCACAGACAAGGCGGUGUCUGAUGAGCAUGUCUAGUCACACCCUGGCAGUCACGAGCGUGAGAUGGGGCGGAGACGGCCACCUCUACUCCUCCUCCAGAGACUGCUCCAUCAACGUCUGGGAUGCGCAGGAGGGGCGGUUGGUGCGUAGCUUGAAGGGGCACGGGCACUGGGUAAACACACUGGCGCUCAGCGCUGAGUAUGCUCUCAGGACGGGUGCAUAUGACCACACAGCAACUGCCCCGUCAGAUCCCAAAGAAGCACAGGCCAAGGCUCUCCAACGGUAUGAGACGGCGAGGGCGGGUCGGCCGGAGCGGCUAGCGUCGGGCUCGGAUGACUUCACCAUGUUUCUGUGGGAGCCUGCGACGAGCAGCAAGCCCAUCGCGCGCAUGACCGGCCACCUGCAGCUCAUCAAUCAGGUACAAUUCUCCCCGGACGGCCGCUGGCUGGUAAGCGCGUCCUUCGACAAGAGCAUCAAGCUGUGGGACGGCGUGAAGGGAACGUUCGCAGCCACGUUCCGCGGCCACGUCGGCCCUGUGUACCAGAUCGCUUGGUCGGCUGACUCGCGCAUGUUUGUCUCUGGAUCCAAGGACAGCACCCUCAAGGUAUGGGAGGUGGCGAGCAAGAAGCUGAAGCUGGACCUGCCAGGACAUGCAGACGAGGUGUUCACAGUUGACUGGAGCCCGGAUGGCGGCUCUGUUGCCUCUGGCGGGAAAGAUCAAGUGCUGCGCAUCUGGCGUCAGUAAUGUGCAGCAUGAAGGCAAUGAGAAAUAUCUGCAUGCUUCAAUUUAUUGUUGGGCGUGCGCCCGACAAAGCAUCGUCAUGUGGCAAGCAUGAUUAUUGAACUGCUAUAGCUAGCGAGCGAAAUUGAUGGCCUGUUGCUUGUUUGUACAAUAGAAAUGUAUGAUUGUAUGAAAAGUUGAUGUUGAUGGAGUUGUAAAAUUACCUUUCUGAC
Messenger RNA from Coccomyxa subellipsoidea C-169, 1972 nucleotides. Its product is annotated as putative Notchless. NCBI's taxonomy places the organism in Eukaryota, Viridiplantae, Chlorophyta, Trebouxiophyceae, Coccomyxaceae. Gene Ontology annotation, molecular function: protein binding. The record is from RefSeq and is a predicted model, not a curated record. Bases 309 to 1763 code for a protein of 484 amino acids. Gene Ontology annotation, cellular component: nucleolus. The transcript has 11 exons. Gene Ontology annotation, biological process: ribosomal large subunit assembly.